Molecule: messenger RNA, 1651 nt
Organism: Silurus meridionalis
Lineage: Eukaryota; Metazoa; Chordata; Actinopteri; Siluriformes; Siluridae
Source: RefSeq, a predicted model, not a curated record
UGAUCUGCAACACCUGAGCCGGGAACAGCUUGAUGACAACCUGAGUGCGGUGAUGUCCCACAAUCCUACGCAGGACUAUAGCCACAAGGAGCUGGCCAAAAUCCUCGGAUUACUGACCUACAACCUCAUCGCCCAGGCAAAGAUGGAUGAAGUAAAAGUUUCUCGCCUGCAACAGGAAUCGUUGUCAUUUCGGAUCCAAGCUGAGGAGGCUCAGAGGAAUCUGGCACAAGCUCACGACCAGCUAGACCAAAUCAUGGCAGAGACUCAGAGCCAACGAGGAACGGCAGAUGAAAAGGACGCAGAGCUACAGGAGGAAGUAAAAGGACUACAACAGGCCCUGAUUGAUCUCCGCGUAGACACAGCGCGCAGAGAGCAGCAGGAAAAGGACACUAGUGAGGAACUCCAACAAGCCAAGGCUCUUUUGAUAAGAGCAGAGACUGAACUUAAGGAUAGAGUUGCCAGAGCUAAGGCAUACGAAGGGCAUCUGCAAAGUGCCCGGGAGGAAAUCAAUGCCCUGUAUCAAGAAAGAACUCACUUAAAAGACAAACUUGACACAGCUCACAGGGAGCUAAAACAUGCAUAUAGAUUACAAAGUGACUCUGAAAAAGAAAUACCCAACAUGGAAUUUCCCUUAACCAAAACCCUGUUUCCCGGUCACAGUGUGGCCCCUAAGGAAUUGGACAAACUGGCUAGAAACAUCUCUACUUUCACGCCAGAGCCUGCAGGAGGCUAUGACAUACAUGCCUACCUACAAGACAUUGACUUUCAUUUACAGACUGUAGCCAAUGUUACUACACGAGAUCACCUCUACCUCCUCAGGAUCACUUAGCCGCUGGCGCGGAGCUUCCUGGACCGGCAGCCAGACAAGAUCAAAGCGGAUUAUCAGCAGCUUCAAAAGGCCCUGAUUAAGGAGUUCUCUGACCCAGAGUCAGAGCAAGGACUGUUUACUGCUCUGGAUCUAAAACAGAGCAGGCAUGAAACCACACAAGCCUAUUACAACAGGCUCCGACAGGCCUACUUCGGAGCCCGAAAUGAGCCAGGAAUGGAGGAAGAGUUCAACUUCAAAACCUUGUUCCUCAGAAACCUGCACCCUGCUGUGAGUCAUCACCUGGGGGUCCUGGUCUGCCCACGGGAAAUGUCCAUCCAGCAGCUGCGAGACUUAGCCCGAAAAGCCUAUACCAAGCAAAGGACUGUACCCGAAAAAACUGUAAAAGGGGCAGCAAUCUAUUCUGUCUCCGAGCAGUGCUCAGAACUGGCACUAGAGGGCACCCAGCAACGCUAUCGUGACAAACCUGCCCAACAAGUGUCACGACGCUUUCCAACCAACAGAGAACCACAUGGUUACGGCGGUGCCCGGCCCAAAUACCAAGCUGGACGCCCUGGGAGAUCCUGGGACAGACAACGACCACCAUUCAACCCAAAAGACGGAACCACCUGGGAAGGAUCUAAAUGGCCCAAAGGAAACUGGCACUCGCCAACACGAGCAUCAGGCUUCGACUGGAAACAGCAAAAACCCCAGCAACAUGGACUACCAAUAACACAAGACCCAGAAAACACAUUGGAAACAGCAGAGAUUUUGAGAAUUUUAAAGGAAAUCAUCCAAGAAAAACACCACAAAAAAGACAAGGAGGACAAAUCAGAUCAAUUAUGA